AUGUCUUCAUCCACGACAAUGAGUUCUUGGUCAUCAACGGUUGAUGAUCAAGGAAAUAGGGAUGCUGUUCUUUUUGUCAUCGAUUGUUCAACAUCAAUGAUGAAUAAAGAUGAAAAUGGAGAUUCAGCUUUUCAUUUAGCAAUUCAAUGUGCUUCAUCAAUUAUGAUGAAUAAAAUCAUUAGUGAAAAUAGUUCUGACUUUUUAGGUGUAAUGUUUAUUGGAACGGAAAAAAAUCAAAAUCCUCUUGAUAAAAAACAUAUUUAUGUUCUUCAAAAUAUGGAUUUAUCAGAUAUCCAUAGAGUUAUGGAAUUAAAUAAUAUUCAAGAAUAUGGAAUUACUGAUGAACAAUAUCCAUUAGGUGACGUUUUCUGGGUUUGCAGUGAAUUAUUUAAUUCAGUAACUUCCCCAACUGUAAGAACAAAGAGAAUAUUUUUAAUAACAAAUGAAGAUAAUCCGCAUUCCACUAAGCCUGUUUUACGUAGUGCAGCAAUCACUCGUGCAAGGGAUUUGAUUGAAUCGAAAAUAGAGAUAGAUUUAUUCAGUAUUGAUAAGCCAGAUUCAACUUUUAAUUUACAUUCCUUCUAUUGGGAAAUACUUUCCACGAAUGAUGAAUUUGAUGAUUUCACUCAUAUUAAUACAUCCAAAAGCUUUGAAGCUUUACGUUCUCGAAUUAUAUCCAAAGAAUCUCCUAAACGAUCAAUAUUUUCUGUACCAUUUCAUUUGUUUGAGGGUGAAGUCCAGGAGCGAAAAAAACCUAAUUAUAAAUGGGUUCACAUGAGGGGUGAAACUACUCAAUUAUUACCUCAAGAUAUUAAACAUUAUGUUCAUUAUGGUGGUGAAAAGAUUGUCUUUACUACCGAAGAAUUACAAAAGAUUAAAGAAAUUGGGGAAAAAGGUAUAACUCUUCUUGGGUUUAAACCAGAGACUUCAUUGAAACCUCAUUACAAUAUGGAGCACCCCUAUUUUCUAUAUCCUGAUGAGGAGCAAUAUGAAGGUAGCAGAAGAACUUUUGCAGCUUUACAUCAGAAGAUGAUUGAAAUGAAAAAAGUUGCAAUCUGUGUUGCUAAUUUUCGUCAUGGAGUAUCAAUGAAAUUUGUUGCAUUAAAGGCUGAGCCUGAAGUACUUGAUGAUGAAGGACAACAAAUUCAUCCUCCCGGAUUUUAUAUGUUUACAUUGCCAUUUGCAGAUGAUCUUCGACCACUUCCACCUCAUUCUACCAUUACUCCAGCUCCUGACACCAUGAUUGAUUUUACUAAACCUAUAAUUGAGAAACUUCAAAUUAAAGGGGGUUAUAAUCCAAUAAAAUUUCCCAAUCCUACAUUGGCUAGGUUUUAUGAUGUUUUAAUAGAUUUGGCACUUGAUCAAGAUAUUAAAGAAGAAAUCCAAGAUGAAACUUUACCAAAAUAUGGGUUAAUUGAAAAGCGUGUCGGUGAAUGUAUUAAAAUCUUCAAUGUUGAGGCAAAUGAACAAGCGAAUAAUUUAUACACAAAUUUCCCAUCAUCUCCGCCAAAACAGUUAUCUACUACUAGAUCUAGAGGACCAAAAUCUCAAUUUGAUAUAUCGACCUUACAUUCAGAUGACAAACUUAAUAAGGCAACUGUUGCUCAAUUAAAAGAAUUUCUUAGUGGAGUGGGAAUUAAACCAGCUAGUAGAAAAGAUGAUCUGAUUAAACAAUGA
This is a messenger RNA of Diversispora eburnea, 1677 nucleotides long. Lineage: Eukaryota; Fungi; Glomeromycota; Glomeromycetes; Diversisporales; Diversisporaceae. The record is from the annotation of a GenBank genome assembly.